CUAUAGUGUACCACAUUCUUUACUAGCACGGAGUAGUACACAAACAGUCCUUACGGUGUGCAUAUUUCUUAGACAAUGCCUCUAAUAAAAGUGGCAGACGACAGUGGUCACACGAUGCAACUUCUAGAGUGUAACGGCCAGUUCGGAUCCCCACAGUUUAACGAGGAAGCCAUGCUCAACAUCCGGGACUUUCCGCUCAGAGAAGAUGACGUCAUUCUCUGUUCUUAUCCGAAAUCAGGUUGUCACUGGUUAUGGGAGAUCGUAAGGAUUCUUCAGACCGGGCAAAUCACAUCAGAAGAUGGCGUUCUAGCCAAGGAGAGCUUCAUGAUGGAGUGGAGACCUUAUUCCUGCUACCAGUUUCUGCCUUCUCCCCGCGUCCUUAACAACCACAUGACCUUUGACAUGCAGCCCAGGCAACUGCUAGAGAAGAGGCCAAAGGUCGUGUUUAUUUAUAGAAAUUUAAAGGACGUUGCCGUUUCUUUUUAUUACCAUCACCUGGGCAUCGAUAAGUACAGUUAUAAGGGAGAUUUUGACAGCCAUAUCAGACGAUGGGUAGAUGGCCUAACCGACAAUGGAUCGCCAUUUUCUUAUAUUUUGGGUUGGGAAAAAGGAUUAUCUGAACAUCCCGAGUUACCUGUCUUUGUCGGAAGCUUUGAGGAUUUUAAAGAGAAUAAUUUUUCAGAAGUCAAACGGCUGUCGGAAUUUUUGGGCCAUCAAUACGCUGAUGAUUUUCUCCAACAAAUUUGUUGUGCUACGGAGUUUGCAGUUAUGAAAAAAGUUCACGGGGAAAAAUCUUUCAAAACACCGGAUGGUGAGCCCGUCAUGUACAGGAAAGGGCAAGUUGGGGAUUGGAAAAACCACUUUACUGUAGCCCUAAAUGAAUGGUUUGAUGAUGUUAUCAAGACAGAAAUGGCAGCCUCUAAACUAAAGUUUAAAUACACUGUGGAGUAGUUGACUGUUAAACAAGAAAUCUCUCCGUAGUUGUACUAGAUACUAUACACAUACAUCAAGUUACCUAUGUUACGAUGAUGUAGCCAGCAUUUGUCAAACGUGCAUGGGUUGGUUUCUACAAAUAGCCAAACAAUGUUUUGAAAAUGACUCAGAUCUACAGUCUGUACUGUAGAUGUCGCUGAGACCUCCCAGCUCUAAAUGGUACCUGAUGCAAGUUGUGGCAAAGUUCAAAGGACAGAGGGUGUAGUGCUGACAUUGCAAUUCCUUUAAUAAGUCUAGUUAAAAAACGUUUGAAUAAAAUCACAUUUCAAAUGGGUCAAAAUUAAUAUUUACCUCAAUCUAAGGGAUGUUGUGAAGUAAGUAUAAGUUUGUAAAAACAGAUUUGCUUUACUUUUUCUUCCCUAUGAUAAGCAGGUCUGUAGUUUCUAUUAGUUAAAUAGAACCACACAAUCUUUCUGAAAUUUAUAAACCUUAAGGAUUGUAUUGCUUGGUGUAAUGUCCUACAGUGUUUGUGUUACACUAGUUACAGGCUUGUAUCCACUUGUUAAUCAUGAGAUUAGCCAGCCACUUUAGAAUUUGUAUCUUGUC
Physella acuta is the source of this 1539-nucleotide messenger RNA. Its product is annotated as sulfotransferase 1B1-like. Gene Ontology annotation, molecular function: sulfotransferase activity. NCBI's taxonomy places the organism in Eukaryota, Metazoa, Mollusca, Gastropoda, Physidae. The record is from RefSeq and is a predicted model, not a curated record.